This is a messenger RNA of Paramecium sonneborni, 2407 nucleotides long. Lineage: Eukaryota; Ciliophora; Oligohymenophorea; Peniculida; Parameciidae. The record is from the annotation of a GenBank genome assembly.
AUGCAGAGAGAAGAACUCCUUAUAAGAACUCCUCAACAGAAAAAAACUGCAAAUGGAAUCUCUUUUUAAUAGAAAAUAAAUUAACUGAAUAAGAAAAACAGCAUUAAAUUUUCAGAACUAUUAAAAGAGCGUAGAUUGGAUAGUAAAUCAAAUACUAAAUUUACAUUUAGAAGACCUAGUAUAACUCGUAAACCUGUUUAUAAAAUUUAAUAAGGUAUUAUUAUCAAAAUCUUAUAAAAGCUUGUAGUAUACAAAGACACUUAUCAUAAGAACCUUAGGCAUCAGGUACUUAUAGUGUUGUAUUUUCAAACAAUGCACACUAAUUUUUGGAUAAAAGGAAAAUUUAAACAAGCAAUUGUGAUCCUAUGGAAGACAACAAAAAUAAAGUUUUUAAGGGAUUCUAUAAUUAAUCAGAUAUAAGCAAUACAAAAUCGAUUCUCACCAGUUUAUUAUAAGGUAUGUAACUUAGAAUUUCUGCAGUUACACCAUUUCCAAAAUUAAUAGAACAUAAUGCCUUGAUAUCUCAAAAAACAAUAAGAUAAAAGGCAUUUUCUUAGGAUAAAGAAAGGGAUAAAUCUUAGUCUUUUACAGAAGAACUAGAUAAGAGACUUAAGUUUAGAAUUUAACAAAACACUAAAAAAAGAAAAUCUGUUAAUUAAACUAAUGCUAGUCCAGUUCCUUAAAAGAUCAUUGUUCCUCAAAGUAAUUCAACUUAAAUUUAAAGUAACAAUUUUAAGUUUUCUUUAACUGAGUAUUCUUAAUUGUCAAGGGAAUAGUUAUUUUAAACUAAAUUACAGAAUUAUUAACAUUUUUUAUUUUUAGUAUCUUGUUAAAGUGGAUUUUACACUUAACCAUAAGAUUGUUUAAUUGAAUUGAAAUUAAAGAUCGGAGGAGGAAAUAAUUCUUUCCUUUUAAAAGAAAUCGUAAAGUAACGAUGGUGGUUGACUCAAUUGAAAUUCAAUGAGUUAUCAAAUGAAGAUAGCAAUUUCAUUUGGACUUAAAUAAAAGUUUAAGAAUUUAUAAAUUAAUAAAAAUAUUCAAAUAAUUGUGUUUAACAAUAGAAAAAGAAAAUCUUGAAUUAACAAUAAUUUAAUUUAAUCAAGAAGAAAUAGGUUAUUGAUCCAUUUUUAAGAUUGAUGAGAGACGAUAGUGAAUAUAAAACAAUUGAUAGAAAUUAAAAAGCAUAUAUGAAGUUUGUAAAUUAGAAGAAUUUAAGUAUUCUGAAAGUUGAUUCGAAUAUUAAGGUAUGAUAUAUUCAAAUAGAUUAGAUUCACAAUCAUAUUGAUAAGAAUUACCACUUAGGAAAUAAGAAAGCUAUGUAUCAUAAUCUUAAAAAAUAUUAUGAAUUGACAAAGCAAGAUUUGAAUUAGAUCAUUCCAAGAACAUUUCACAUACAGAAGGGAGCUAGAGAUAAGGUUUAUCUGUAAUUUCUGGAAUUCUAUAAAAAAUAACCAAAGUAUAAAAAAGAUUACUAUCUAGAGGCUCUACUUGGAUUGUAAAACCUGGGGAAUUUACAAAUAGAGGCACUGGAAUAACAGUAUGUUAAAGUUUAUCUGAAAUAAAUAAAAUUGUGAGUAAAAAGUAGAUGCAUACUGAUGGAAAACAAUUUACCUACUUAAUUUAAAAGUAUAUAGAAAAGCCUUUCUUGUAUAACAAAAGAAAAUUUGACAUUCGAUGUUACUUUCUUAUUACAUAACUUAAUAAUGUAAUGAGAGCAUAUUGGUAUGAAGAUGGAUACAUUAGAACUUCAUCUGAAGAAUUCGAUUUAGAUGAUCCUGCUAAUUUAUAUGUUCAUUUAACUAAUGAUGCAAUAUAAAAAUAUGCUGAUACAUAUGGUAAGUAUGAAAAUGGAAAUAAAUUAUCAUUUUCUGAAUUUCAACGUUAUUUAGACAAUCAACCAAAAAAAUAUCAUUUUUAUAAGGAUCUCUAUCCUUAACUUAUUGAUAUUGCUACUACUAGUAUAAAAUCUGUGUAUUGUAAAUUAGCUCCUUAUAAGAAAGAAUUCAAUUUUGAAAUAUUUGGUUUGGAUUUUAUGAUAGAUUAAUCAUUUAAACCAUAUUUAAUUGAAAUUAAUACUAAUCCAUGUUUAGAAACAAGUAGCCCUGUAUUAUAAAGAAUAAUUCCAUAAAUGGUUGAAAAUGCAUUUCGAAUGUCUAUUGACACGAUUAUUCCACCACCUGAUUCAAGUUUAUGGCCUCCAUGUAAGAAACAUUUUCUUUUUUAUGACAAUCUCUUAGAAAACAAUAAGUUUCAAUUAAUCUUUGAUGAAAGGGAAGAUUCUGAAGAAUUAAUUAAAUUAUAUGGAGCAACAAUCAUUCAUGAUGAAAUUGAUGAAAUGGAUGAAGAAGAAGAAGAAUUUGAAAGUGAAAGUGAAAAUGAAAAUGAAAAUAACGAUAUUGAUAAUUGA